AUGGUUGCUUAUGUCAAAGAAAACUUUUUUUUGGUUCUUACUACUGUUCUACUUCUCUUUCUUGUGUCAUCAUCAAAUGGAAACUUUAGUAUGAUGAUUACAGAAAACGAGAUCGACACCAUAUGCGCAAAAAAAUUUCUCAAUUCUUCACUUUGUUAUGAGCUUCUAAAAUCAACUCCUAAAAUUGCAACUUUAGAUUUUUAUGGCCUUACCAAAUUUCUGAUCAAUUAUGACUAUCGAAACGUUUCAGAUGCAAUGAAUCAAAUAAAGUUGUCUGCAGGCAAUGCAACGGAUUUACAGACAAUUGAUUUAUGUGUAAGAUUAUAUGAAAAUACUCUUCAUGACACUGGUCUUAUCUUCGAAGCUCUGGCAGCAGAAAAUUACGUAAGAGUAGUCGAUUACAUCUUUCGCUUAAUUGGUGAUGUGAGUGCAUGUCAAGAAGAAUUACUAAUAAUGAAGCCAAGACUAGAAGACUCGAUCACGAGAAAUAAUGUCGUUAUGAAUAUAUCUUCCAUUAUAGCGUAUAUUUUGGAAUGUUACCUAGUAAAAGAUAAAACAAAAUGUUAA
Eruca vesicaria subsp. sativa (arugula) is the source of this 567-nucleotide messenger RNA. NCBI's taxonomy places the organism in Eukaryota, Viridiplantae, Streptophyta, Magnoliopsida, Brassicales, Brassicaceae. The record is from the annotation of a GenBank genome assembly.